Polypterus senegalus (gray bichir) is the source of this 2721-nucleotide messenger RNA. It is a transcript of the gene nbn, whose product is annotated as nibrin. Gene Ontology annotation, cellular component: Mre11 complex; nucleus. Lineage: Eukaryota; Metazoa; Chordata; Cladistia; Polypteriformes; Polypteridae. Bases 84 to 2507 code for a protein of 807 amino acids. Gene Ontology annotation, molecular function: damaged DNA binding; protein binding. The record is from RefSeq and is a predicted model, not a curated record. The transcript is spliced from 17 exons. Gene Ontology annotation, biological process: mitotic G2 DNA damage checkpoint signaling; double-strand break repair via homologous recombination; telomere maintenance.
AGAAAGUAGCAACAAGCGAGAGCGCGGAGCUGACGUAUUAGCGCGGCGUCGCUGUCUGCUGUUGAACUUUCAAGGAACAAGCCAUGUGGAGUCUGGUUCCAGUGGAUCCAGGAGGAGGAGUAUCCUAUUAUAUUCUUCCUGAUCAGGAAUAUGUGGUUGGCAGAAAAAACUGUGCCAUACUACUCCAGAAUGACCAGUCAAUCAGUCGUGCCCAUGCUGUACUCUCUGUGAGCAGCCCCACUAGUAGCCAGAGCAUUCCAUCUUCGUCCUUAAUUCUAAAGGACAAUUCCAAAUAUGGAACUUUUCUGAAUGAUGAAAGACUGCCCUCUGACUCUCCCAGGUCUUUGCAGCCUGGAGACAGAAUAACAUUUGGUGUCUUUAACAGUAAGUUUAGAGUUGAACGUACAUCCUUUGUUGUAUGUUCUUCCUGCCUGGAAAAUCGGCCCAAGGCAACAUUGAGCAAGUCUAUCCAGAAACUUGGGGGCCGUAUUGUCAACAGCUGGACUGAGGAUUGCACACACCUGAUUAUGCCAUAUAUCAAAGUUACAAUCAAGACUAUAUGUGCUUUAAUUAGUUGCUGCCCAAUAGUGAAACCUGAAUAUUUCACUGCAUUUUUUAAUGCUGUGGAACACAAAGAGAAUCCCCCAAGCAUCGAAAGAUUUUACCCACCAUUAGGUGAACCUUGUUUGAAAUCAGAAGACAUUGAUUUCCAAGCAAAGCCACAGCGUAGAACCUUAUUUCAGGGAAUGACUUUUCUUUUUCUAAGUGAGAAACAGUACAAAAGGUUACAUUUACCUGUUACACUUGGGGGUGGUAAGGCCACACUUAUUGAAGAAGGAGAUAUUAACACAUCUUUAUUAGAGUCUGAAGGGACCUGUGUCAUCAGUGUUGAAGUAACAAAUUCUCAGAUUGUUUUGAGUUCUUCUGCAAGCGUAUGGAUUGAUUCUCUUACACAGAUAUUAAAAAGCAAAGGCUUACGACUUAUAGCUGAAUCCGAAAUUGGAUAUGCAGUGAUAUACUCAUCAACAGAGACCUACUGCAAUCCAUGUUGUCAGAUUGAUUCAGCAGAAUUCUCUGUUGCACAGAAAACCAUACCUGGUGCAUCAUUAUCUCAGAGUAUUGCCAUUGAUGAAACCAUAAUGCCUUCUACUUCAGUAAAUGUUACAACUUAUGUACCAGACACCGAGGUUUUACAAAUUCACACAAGAAUGGAAACAUCUGAUAUAAGGGAAGUAGAAGAAACACCAUUGAAGGAUAAUUCAGUUGCAUCUUUGUUGCAUAAUGGAUUGGAUAAAAAUAAUUCACACAGCUGUUCAACAUCAGGGGCUGCACCACCACUUUUCACUAGCCACUCUAUGUCACGAAAUAUGAAUUUAAGUGAUCAUACUGCUCACUCUAAAUCGUGCAGUACAGAACUAACAGGUUCCUCUUUACCAAGCUGCAGCAAAAAGAUAAUUGCACAGUCAAAUUCCCUUGAACAGGACAUUAAAUCUAUAGGCAAAAAAAGGAACAGAGAAGAAAAUGAUUCAGAUAACAAGCCUAUAGCUAAGCAUAUUCGAUCAGAGGACAACAAAGAGAAAUCAUUACCAUGUGUAUCUUCCCAAAAUAGAGACUGUGAAUUAAUAAUUCUGGAAUACCAUUCACUUUCAAAGGAUUGCCCUGAAAUACCUUUAACAAAAAAAAGCUGUGCUGAUAGAUCAGAAGCUAGUUGUGCCUCUUUUGCCACUUCACAGAUUAAAGGAAAUGAUGAAAAAGGGAAUGAGAAGCAAUUGUUAAACAAGAGAAAAGAAGUUAAAAGGUUGUUUGUUGACACUGAAAUGGAAGAUCUUGAAGAAAUCAUGUCUGAUGCCAUGGAACCACAUGAUGAAAGAAUAACACCCAUCAGUAAAAAAAUGAGAACAGAAUCAGGAAAAGCAGUUUUGAUUAAACAGGAGACACUUGACCCCUUAGAUCUUGGAAAUGCACCUGUGCAGCCAUUGACUGAUCAUUCCACCCAGACACUAAGAAGUUACACAGAAAAUGAUACAAAAAUCUUGAUGUGUCCUGAAAGAGACAUUGAAGCUCAUCCAGCGGCAAGUAUUUCCAUUCAGACACCAACAAAUAGUGCAGAAAUUGAUAAAAACAUACAUUUUCUAAAAAAAGACAGUGGAACUAGUUCACAGGUUCAUAUUAAAAAUGAAGAUAGUGAAGAAGUUCUUCGGAACCUCUUAUUGACUGAAUUUAAAUCUCUAGUCGUAAGACCAAAACAGUCUCCUGCAUGUUCAGCAACAUCUCGUCAAGCACACAUAAGGAACUUCAAAAAGUUCAAAAAGAUUCCUUUUCCCGGGUCAGUUGGGCUUCCCAACAUCAUUGGAGGAUCUGAUUUAGUGGCACAUCACACAAGAAAGAGUUCCGAACUGGAGGAGUGGUUACGUCAAGAAGCAGAGGAACAAAGUCAAUAUGCUAGAGAGGAAUCUCUUGCAGAUGAUCUUUUCAGGUAUAACCCCCGAGUUGCAAAAAGGAGAUAAGAAUUCUGAUUGCUUGCUGACACAUCACUGAUCAUCUUUACGGUAUUGAGGGGCUUCUUCAUUUCACUUCCUGAAUGGGUGCAGUGAACCAAAACAAAGUAAUAAGCAACAAGCAAUUUGUAAUUGAUAUCAUUAAGAGAUAUAUACCGUAAUCACAUAGAAAAUAUUGUUUUUUUCUAAGGGUUUUAUUGUUAAAAAUAAUAAAAAAAAAAAA